Messenger RNA from Olea europaea var. sylvestris, 1176 nucleotides. RefSeq names its product protein SODIUM POTASSIUM ROOT DEFECTIVE 2-like. Lineage: Eukaryota; Viridiplantae; Streptophyta; Magnoliopsida; Lamiales; Oleaceae. Gene Ontology annotation, molecular function: metal ion binding. Bases 152 to 979 code for a protein of 275 amino acids. The transcript has 3 exons. The record is from RefSeq and is a predicted model, not a curated record.
UCUCUCUGUGGCAAGAGCUCAAGCUUAACAGCAAACCCCAAGAAUCUUAGCAAGAAAAGUCUCUUUGUUUCUGUCCCACAAGUUAACACAUAUUGCAGCAGAUUCCCUAAACCUUUAAUUCUAACUCUUACCAUUACAGUACUUUUUAAAGAUGAAAGGAAUCCAUAUAUUCUGUACAUCUCAAGCUGCAACAGCCAUAUGUCCCAACAUGAGUGAAGCCUCAUCUUCUUCGUCUUCCUCCUCCUCCUCCGCUGCUCAACUCGGGAGCAGUCGAGCCAUUGACCGAUACAAUCCCAUCAUCAGAGACGAGAGAAGAAAUGGAAAUCCACUUCCACCUCUCAGUUCUCAACCAAAACUCACUCCCAAACCUCGAAAACACCAUUCAAAAAACCCAAAGAAACCUUUGAAGAGAAAUGAGGAAGCCAAGAAAAAGAAAGUCCUCGAACUGGAGGAUGAAAAAUUAAAGAGAAAGGAUGAAAGAUUUGAUAAUAGUACUAAUGUUGUAAGGAAGAGCUGGAGUUGUACCAAGCCAGGAGAUUUUAUAAGCCCUGCUGGUUCAACUAGAUACUUGUUGAAUGAUAAAGCUUUCUUGGAGGUCUUAUCGGAUUUCGACCCGGUUUUGAAAUUGGUUCAUGAUGAACCUUCCAAGUCUAAAACAGAUGAAUCAUGUGAUGGAAAACUAACCUCUCUGUCUGAAUCUCCAGAACAGGUUGUUGUUCUUAGAGUAUCCCUGCACUGCAGAGGAUGUGAGAGAAAAAUGCGAAAACAUAUCUCUAGAAUGGAAGGGGUGAAAUCUUUCAACAUAGAUUUUGCAGCAAAGAAAGUGACAGUGAUUGGGGAUGUGACUCCAUUAGAGGUUCUUUCAAGCAUAUCGAAGGUAAAGAAUGCCCAAUUAUGGCCUCCAACGCUAUCAUCUUCACUUUCACCACAAAAUUUCACUACCCCAGAAUUCAACUACAAAGGAGCUGCUGGUGCUUGAAUUAAUUAUCACUAGAUGAAAUAUUCAUCUUCUUAAUGGUGUAAAUUGAGGCUUGGCUUGAUGAUGGUUCUCGUUUAUGAAUUUGGUAAUUUAUGCCUUUAGUUCUGUACUUUUUUUUUAUUAUAAAACUAAUUAAUAAUAUCUCGGUGCGAAUUGAAAUCAAAAUUUUAUUUUGGAAUGUAUGUGUUUUCAAAUGA